UUUCGCGUACUAUUAUUUGUAGGAAGAGCGGGAGGUCGGCCGAGCCAUCCCCGUGCCUAUAAAAAGCCUUCGAAGAGCUGAAGACCACAAAAGUCUGCUCUUCGUCGGUUGUGAACAUGAUGAUGUCUCCGUGCCGAGCUUGGCUAUUGGUGGUGCUCUGCUGUGCAGUUUGGAGCUGCAGAGCACAGACCAGCGAGGAAGAUCUCAAGCGGCCGUACAGCUUCGGCUUCACCAUUGAGAACAUGCAGCAUCGCCAAGAGAUGAAAGAUUCAAACGGAAUCAUCACCGGCGAGUACGGAUUCGUGACCGCCGACGGAUGGUACAGGACCACUUACUACGCCACCGACAAGGAUGGCAAAUUCAAGAUUACCGGCCGCAAGAAGACACGCGUCGGACCACCCGUCUUCCCCGUGCAACCGGCGGUGACGACGCCUCGUCCGACGACCACCGUGUCGACGACGACGCAGCGCACGCCGCCUCCACGACCCGGUGGCAUCCCCGGCUGCGCGGGCUGCAUUAUUCCGACGACCACUCCGGCGGCGCCGAGCGGCUUCAAGCCCAGCAGCUUCAGUCCGUCGUCGCCGUACCCUGCCAGCAGCGGACCUAUCGCGCCCACCAAUCGGCCGUCGGCGGUGACCAUCUCGAGUUCGUCGGUGUCCUCGUCCAGCAGCUCCUCCAGCAGUAGCAACUCGCAGAGCAACAACAACAACCAGUUCUCGACCACUUCCACCUUCGUCCAGCAGGGUGGCAGUAACGGCGGCGGUGGAAGCAGGCCGAGCCAGGUUCAGGGCGGCCAGGGUGACGGCGUCUCAGGUGGCCUCAACUACCGGUUCAACUACACUGCCGGCUACCACGGCCACCAGGAGACGGGACUCAACACCGGUGUAAAAACGGGCGAGUACUUCGUCAACACGAGGGACGGCAUCAGGCACAAGGUAACCUACGAGGCGGACAGCAAUGGCUUCAGGCCCAGGAUCAGCCAGGUGAGGAUUCCGCCCAACGAGACUCCUCAGGAGGACACCGAGAAGCUGGCUGGUCUCAAGGGCUACGAGUUUGUGUGGUUCAAGAGAAGGUAGACAAAAGAGCCGAUCAAAAUUAACCUAUAAAGGAAAUUCUUUGGAUUUGGCGUUUUAGUUUAGGGUGCGAAAUCCUUAAUUUAGGGUUCUAUUCAACGAGUUAAGGGGAAAUUUUUGAUUGGAUAAAAUUUGCAAGUCAUGCACCUCCCGAAGGUUAAAAAUCUUAAUAGGGGAGAAUUUAGCAUGGGAAACUCAAUUUUUAUUUCGAGUUUUCAUUCAAUCGUGAUCUUUUAUGGGUAGGCUCUGCUUGACCAGACAACUCGAUUAGUUGGCCGAUUUUAUCUUUCUGGGAAAUUCCAUAGAUUUUUGCUGGGAUAUUGGCUAAAGGACAUUGACAGUUCUAAUGUUUUUAAAAUUUAUUAGCUCAUUCUACCAGGCCAUAUAGUUGUUUUGUCAUUGAGGAAAAUUCAAAUUUACAUUAUUUUUAUAUUUAAAAAUUGACAUAUUUAUAUUUGCAGAAAUAAAAAUAAUGCUAGUUUCAUUUCGCAUUUAGAAUGUUUAGUUGUUUGCUCUACGAUAACUGCCAUUGUUCCGCCACUUUACAAGGUUCACAUAAUAAAGCCUAAACAAAUUCUAGGAAUUCGCCUUAAACUAAAACAUCACAUCCCUGGAGUUCCUUUUGAGUGUAUGUGUAUAGCCAUAAGUCUUUGUAAUUUAACAAUAAUUCUUAAUAAAAAUCAAAAGCGA
This is a messenger RNA of Cloeon dipterum, 1763 nucleotides long. RefSeq names its product lethal (3) malignant blood neoplasm (gene l(3)mbn). The transcript is spliced from 4 exons. Gene Ontology annotation, molecular function: structural constituent of chitin-based larval cuticle. The record is from RefSeq and is a predicted model, not a curated record. Gene Ontology annotation, cellular component: chitin-based extracellular matrix. The coding region runs from base 117 to 1076 and encodes 319 amino acids. Lineage: Eukaryota; Metazoa; Arthropoda; Insecta; Ephemeroptera; Baetidae.